CACAAACAGCGCCUGCACCCUGGCGCUUGACAGCCACAACAUGAGUGCCGGCGAAGGCGCUGCGGAGCCCGCCCGGCUCCGGCUGGAUUAAUUUGCUGCUCGUCCCCCGGACCCUGAAGGAGGAGGAUCUCUCGGCUUUUUUUGGGGGGGGAGGUGGCUGUUUGUUUUGGGGACAUUGCAAGGCAACAAGCGGAGAGGAGGGAGUUUGGGGGCCCUGGAAGAGACUUGCAGCGCUGGCCCCGAUCCCUGCUGCGCACAGCUCCCCAGAACUCAAGUGGAGGCACCCAAAGGCACCCGGCAGCGGCAAAGAUUUUAAUAUUGGCCGAUCCUGGCCAAGUACAAAGGAUCCUGAUGGGGGACUCAGGAUCAAGGCGUUCAAUCAUUGUGUCCCGGUUGCCAAUAUUCAGGAGAAGUAUUAGCCGAAGGCGCGACUCCCUUCCAUCAUCGCCCACUUCCAACAGCACCACUGGUGUCCACAGCUCUUCUCCCUCCAGCACCAAUUCCAGCUCAGGUAGCACAGGCAAACGCAGGAGCCUGUUCCGCACCCCUUCAAUUAGCUUCCACCACAAGAAAGGGAGCGAACAGAAGGCUGAAUCUCUGAACCAAAAUGCAGCCAUUUCCAACGGUGCUCAGUCCAACCACAACACUUUGCAAAAGCUUGGUUUGGAGGAGCAUGUGAAAAGCCGGGGGAGGCAUUCUGUUGGCUUUGGAAGUUCUCGAAGCAAGAAGAUAACAAGGUCUGUGACGGAGGACUUUGAAAAGGGGAGGGAACAUUCAGCCAAUAAGAAUGUCUUCAUAAAUUGCAUUCGGUCUGGGAAAAAUGAAGGGGACGAUUCUGGAUUUACAGAGGAGCAAAGCAGGUCCUCUGUCAAACAUUCCUCAAGGAAACUUCUUCCCAAAUCCUUCUCCACACACUACAAGUUAUCAAAACCAGUUCCUCAAAGCCAGUCAGUUUUGUGUGUCCAACCGUCUUCUUGCCUGCUGGAUAUUAAACCCAGUGUUGAAAGUGAACCCCGAUCUGUUAGGUCUUCUCCAUCAUGUUCUCCUGAGGUUGUAGAAUGUGUAGGCAGCUCUUUGCAGUCACCGAUGCUUUCCGCUGACGUGACCAUGGUGCAGACGCCUUCUGAGUUUCUAGCGUUGACUGAAGACUCUGUCUCGGAGAUCGAUGGGCUGCCCAACUGGGGGAAUUUGCACGCAGAAACUUUUGUCCACAAUAUUCCUACCUCUCAGAUCUUCCUCAAUCCUGUUGCUGCUGCUUCUGCUCCCGUCUCAAGGAAAGCAGAUCAUAUCGAAAGUGUUUCCCAUUGUGCUGCUAUAGCAACUGAGAGUCAAGGAGCGGAGAAUUUACUGCUUAGCGAAGCUAGUGCCGUAUCAAAAGUUCUCGAUGCUAAUCCAAAUCAUGCAAAAGUGUUACUGAAAGAAUUUCCUGCUGAACAAACUAGCCAUCGGGAAGACAUAAGCUCAGGAGCUGAAGCACAAUUAAAACCCUUUGUCUUAAACCAGGGAGAAAUAACCGAAUGUUCUCUAAAAGCACAGGGAUCGCAUAGGGACCAAGAGCACGUUAGAGCACCUGGACACGUUAGAGAAGCCAUCUCAAUACUCGAGUCUGCGAUUAUCCCGACAUCUUCGGAACCUCGAUCGUUUCAAAAUCAGCAUGAAAUAAACCACGCAAAAGUGAAUCUUGCCAGUAGCUUCAGUCCGCAUCGAGAAUGGAGGUUCAUAGAGAAACGUCUGCGAUCUUCCUCGGAAGGUACUGCUGGAAGUAGUCGGAUGAUCUUAAAACCAAAGGAUGGAAAUCCAGAAGAACUGAACAGUUUGCGAAAACAAAGAGCAGACUCCUCUUCAUCAAAAAUGAACAGUAUGGAUGUUUUGAAUAAUUUGGGCUCCUGUGACCUGGAUGAAGAUGACCUCAUGCUUGACUUGGAGUUUCUCGAAGACCAGCACCAUCACCGUUCUGUUUGCCGGGAAGAUUCACACCAGUCUAUAGUCUCUUGUGCUGCGGUGCUACUUACUCCUGUUGAACCAGUGGCUGAAGGGAAGAAAAAGGAACAGCCAAAAAUGCCUGAAAUGACCAAACAGAACCUUUCUCUCAAACUGUCAAAGGAUGUUGAUCGAGGAGAACCCCGCUGUCCUCGAGUCAACCAACUGGCCAGCAGCCCGUCUAUGGAGUGGCCUUUCCCAACGAUGGAAGAAGGUGCAGGGAUGGAAUCUCUGCCUUUCCGGCUGAUGAUGCAGGACUGUACGGCUGUGAAAACGCUGCUGCUGAAAAUGAAGAGAGUUCUUCAAGAGAGCACUGAUAUGAGUCCCGCCAGCAGCACCAAUUCACUUCCUGUUAGCCCACUUACUGAAGAACCACUGCCUUUCAAGGAUAUAAUGAAAGAUGAAUGCUCAGCACUGAUGCUGCAGCUGAAGGAGAGAGAUGAACUCAUUUCCCAACUCCGGGAAGAAUUGGAAAAAGCCCAACAUUUGCAGAGGACUCUUGCUACCAAAGUAGAUAAAUCCACCCAGACUGAACUUGUAGGGCAUGAUGCCCUGUGGAAUUCUUCCUGUACUGAAGGUUCAGUUUACAAACCAAUCAGCAUCUCAUUGGUACCAACACUAUUUAAUUAAAAUACUGAGAGAGACUUGGAUACAGACCCAUUUAGUUUUCUGGUUUUGCCUACACAAAGAAUCUGUCUUUGCCUCAAUGUUUAGCUGACUUCACAAUAUUUCUGUUGUCCCAGGACAGAAGGCCUUAUUUGGUAUCAGACAAAAAGAUUUCCAUUGUUCUUUGCUGCAUUAAUAAAUAUUUUAUUAAAUUAUUUCCAAUAAAUUAUUAUGAUGGGAUUAAACAUUACCAAAAUAAAAUAUAA
This is a messenger RNA of Sphaerodactylus townsendi, 2852 nucleotides long. RefSeq names its product serine-rich coiled-coil domain-containing protein 1-like. The record is from RefSeq and is a predicted model, not a curated record. Bases 352 to 2610 code for a protein of 752 amino acids. NCBI's taxonomy places the organism in Eukaryota, Metazoa, Chordata, Lepidosauria, Squamata, Sphaerodactylidae. The transcript has 10 exons.